AUGUCAGCGAUACUUCGCUCAUCGUUCGCAGCAUCCGGAUCGUUCUCUCCGCGAUCUCUCUCGAGUAUACCACCUGCUGCUCAAAACUACGAACCACUCGUCAAAGCUGUACUCCGACAUCGCCUCACGCGGCAUGUCUUCCUUCACUCUGCGCUGUGCUCCUUGGUCGCCUCUGCCAUAUGGUUGUCCUGGUUGAAGACCGGACUGCGACCUGUCAUCACAGGAGGGUGGGUAGCAUACAUACCUGAGUCUUCGACCUUGCUACUUGCGGCGUUGACGUGGGCUGGCGGUGUCCUGCCUCUCAUCAUUUUCCGACGGUGGUCAUUGACAGCCGCAGCCUCUAUUGCGCCAUCACCAUCUCAGACUGUACGCAACGCACUUGCAAAACCCACUACGUUGUAUGGGUUCGCCACCUACACCGCAAGUUCGGCGUGCAUAUUCCUCCUCCACAUUAUUGCCGCGAAAUUGGCCCAGGAUAAUGAUCCGCAGCUGUCGGUAUUUGUGAAGUCGAAGAAGCAUCCGUACUACCUCAAUGGCCGAUUCUUGUACACCCUCCUAUUCUCCGUCUACCUCGGGGCUGCGUUCCUUCUUCGCAACCUCAUGUUGGAUCGCUUCGCGCUAAGGUCGAAGGCAUCACCGAGCUUUGUAUUCCUCGCUGGCAUCCUCGCUCUGAAAGCGGCAGUGUUUACGCUGAUUGCGGCGGCGACAUAUGCGUUCAUCUUUGCGCUAUCACGGGCUUUCGUCAUACCAAUCGUCCUGAGGAUACCACUGCUCGGCCAAUUUCUGCGUCCUUUCCUAGGAUACGUUAUCUCAAGACGGAGCGAGUGGACUUUUGUCCUCCCUUUGCGGAAUCUGGGCUUGCUGUUCAGGACAUCUGCCCUCGGAUUCUCAACCGUCGUCUUAUGGGAAGUCGCGGAGACCCUGUUUGAUGACAUUGUUGCUGAGCCGAUUACCGUCUAUCAAUUAACGGCUGAUCCCGCGUUGGCGUUGGUCUCAGGAAUCACGUCCACCGAUCCCGCCGGUUACUUCCGUCGCUUUGCGUACGCAGAACUGCAGCAAUUGGCGCAAGAUGAUUCGACCGCGGCGAGCGCGAAACGAACGGCGCUGUUCGCGGACCAGAAGUACAAUCCGAGCAUGUGGGCCGUGCUGUGCCGCGAGAGCCUCCUCCUGCUCGGCCGAGACUACCAGCACCUUCUCCGACGAGGAAAGCCUCCUCUACCCCCGCCCGCCGCACCUCCCGCCGCGAAAUCCGUCGCCCCCAGGGCACCGGGCACGCCGCUGAAGAAGGGCCCGAUAUUCAAGAGCACCCAGGAGAGCCCGAUCCGGAAGGUGGUGGAAAGCCUCGCGAGCGACGGAACGAUGAGCCAGGCGGUCGAGGAGACGGAACAGAACCUGCAUCUUCCGGAUCUCUUCAGGAGCGUGAGGAGCUCGGAGCUCGUGAAGGGCCCCGCGGAUAGCUUUGCGGUAGUCAAGGAGAAGGUGGAGACGGUUAAAGUGCCCGACGUGAGAUCCGUCGUAACGACUGCAAAGGGCAAGGGGAAGGAGGUGCUGAGAAGCAACGUGCCGGCGUGGGCCGUGGAGCUCGGGGACGAGGUAUACGACUGGUGGGCUCGAGAUAGGGCGAGUAAACUGGUGGAACGUUCGCUACCAAAUCGAGAACUGGACGCGAUCGUCGUCGAAGUGCUUUCCUACCUGGUGUGCGCGUCACUUAAGGAAGAUCGCUAUGGUGUCGUCCAACGCGAUAUACCUCGCAUUCUCGAGGCGUUUGUCUCCCUCCUGACUGCGAUAGAAGAAUACCACGCUGAGAUAACGAAGACGUACGCCCCGCCUGCAUUAUCUCCAGAAGAGGAGGCGGCACUACCCCUGAACCAACUUCGGGAACGUGACGCACAAGCGCAGGAGGUAGCUAAAGCGAGUGAGCAUAUGGCAGUGGUAUCUGAUGCCCUCAAGGAUGGCUUGCUGAGAGUCGUGCGGACGUUUGGAGAAAAGCUGUCUGCGUUCAAGUUUCCGCCGCGGAUAGCCAGGAAGCUGCAGGGUUUCGCUGAUUACAGUUAG
This is a messenger RNA of Punctularia strigosozonata HHB-11173 SS5, 2055 nucleotides long. RefSeq lists its product as uncharacterized. Gene Ontology annotation, biological process: nuclear pore organization; spindle pole body localization. The record is from RefSeq and is a predicted model, not a curated record. Bases 1 to 2055 code for a protein of 684 amino acids. NCBI's taxonomy places the organism in Eukaryota, Fungi, Basidiomycota, Agaricomycetes, Corticiales, Punctulariaceae. Gene Ontology annotation, cellular component: spindle pole body; nuclear pore transmembrane ring. The transcript is spliced from 7 exons. Gene Ontology annotation, molecular function: protein-macromolecule adaptor activity.